Darwinula stevensoni is the source of this 4341-nucleotide messenger RNA. The record is from the annotation of a GenBank genome assembly. NCBI's taxonomy places the organism in Eukaryota, Metazoa, Arthropoda, Ostracoda, Podocopida, Darwinulidae.
AUGAGUUUGAUUUCGUGCGCUUCGCCCUUCCUCCUCCUUCUAUUGGAGGCCAUGGAGGACGGAGCGUCGACCGCUUGCGCAGCCGCUAAUGAUCUCCGAGGAAUUUCAUUAUCUCUCGCCGUGAUGCUGAAAAUCAGGAAGAAGUCAACUUGUACACAAGAGAAAAGUCUGCAAGAGCAAUUUGGCGCGAUCACGGUUCAGCACGAGGAGCAAUCUCAGAUGCUCCAGAUUAUCGGAAGAACUCCAGGGGGAGCUCUCCGAGGAAAUCAAGACUUCCUGAGACAAAGCGAGCAGACGACGCUGCAUCCUGAUGGAAGCGAGCAGACGACGUUGCAUCCCGAUCGAGGCGAGCAGACGACGCUGCGCUCUUUCCAUGCAGUCUUCCGCGGAGCGCUUGCAACGCGCUUGCGUCGGCUUGCGACGGGCAUUCUCGGGCUUAAUGAGGUUGUCGUCGCGUGCAUUGAACUCGUGCGAUCAAAUUCGUGCGUGAAAAAGCUUCAUGUCGACCAGACCAUAAGAGGACUGUGCGACCAGAAGAGUCCCUGCGAGCAGGAAUGCUUCAAUCUACACGACGGGACCUACGAAUGCGACUGCAGGGAAGGAUACGUUCUACACGUCAACGGAUAUUCUUGCACACGGAGCAAUUUGGAGGCGAGGGAAAAUGAGAACGGGGUUGGGAUUCCAGAGGGGAUCCCUCCUCAGAACGGCAUUAACGAGACGGAGCUGGAAGACAACUUUGAGCUGGAGGACGACGUAAAGGUGAACGAGAACGCGAUCGUGUACGAGAAAGAAGCCGAGUUCACGGCUCACCUGUCUGAGAACCUGGACCCGACUGCUCUCGGAUCCGACCGGAAAGAAAAGGGACCUCAAAUUCCAAGUCAAGGUCAAGAUAAGGGAGUUCGGAGCACGACCCAAGUGUCUGCUUUGGAAUGCAGACUGGAUUGUGCCCCAGGUAAAUGCACGUGGGACGAGGGCCGCCCUCGGUGCCUCUGCCCUCUGGGACUCCACGGAGAUCGAUGCCAAACUCCGUUGGAGGUGCACGUAGCCCGUUUCAGCGGCCACUCGUGGCUAGAAUACCCAGUGCUUCGAAACGCAUACGAGACGUUGUCCUUGACCAUAGAGUUCCUGCCCGAAGCGUGGGAUGGUGCCUUGCUUUAUUCGGGCGAAGACCCCGAGCUCGAUGGGGAUUUCUUCGCCGUCUCCAUCGUCGAGGGAUUCGUCGAAGUCAGGUUGGACUGUGGUUCGGGUGUCGGACUGAUUCGUUCCAUGGAACCGGUUCGUUUGGGUCGGUGGAACCGCUUGGAAAUCGAUCGGCAUCGGUGGGACGUCUCGAUGCGACUCAACAACGGGAGCAAGGUCGUGGGCAGGUCAAAGGGCUUGUUCUCCCGGAUAACAUUCCGUGAGCCGAUGUACGUGGGAGGGAGUCCAGACGUGAGGAAAGUGAGUGCUGCGAAGGAGAUCGGUCUCGGGUCUGGCUUCCUCGGAUGCAUCCGAUUCAUCGAGCUCAAUCAUCGGCCCUUCACGUUCCUCACGCAGCCUGACGGCGAUGCCCGAUUCGGCCUUGACAUCGAGGAGUGUUUCGGAGACAAAUGUCAAGAGUUGGCCUGUCUCCACGGGGGUAAAUGCGUCGCGCCAUCGACUGCCCCGAAUCUGCAGGGAGACGUCCAGUGCCUCUGCCCCCUCGGAUACAUCGGGGAGCGAUGCGAAACCCCCGUCGACCUCGAGGUCCCGUUCUUCAAUGGGACUUCAUACCUGAAAUACCCAGCCCUGGGGAGUUCGGCCCUGGAGAGUCUGGACCUGGAAUUGACGAUAAAGCCAUCGGCUCGGGACGGAUUGAUCCUCUUCGACGGGCGUCGGGCGGAUGCAGAUGGAACUUUCCUGGCUCUCUUUCUCCGCGAUGGAUUCCUCUAUUUCGGCUUUGACCAUGGGGAUGGUGCCUUCUUUGUCAGGAGCGAGAUGCAACUGGAGACGGAGAAGUGGCACCGAGUGGAGGCAUCCAGGGCUGGACGGGGGGCUUUCCUCAAGAUCGACGACCAGCCUUACCUGUUCGGGGAGAGCCCAGGGGGGUUCUCGGGGCUGUCCCUCCCGCAGCCCCUGUUCCUCGGGGGGGUCCCGUUGCACGAGGGGGUCCCAGAGGUCCUGCCGAGGCAGGGGUUCGUCGGAUGCGUUCAGAAGAUGGUGGUGAACGGGAAGCGCAUCAAGAUCCUGGCGGCAUCUCUGUCCGGCUACAACGUGAAGAACUGCGAACAUCCGUGCACGAGGGAGCCGUGCACGAACGGAGGGACGUGUCUCCCGGAGAACGAUCGACACUCUUGCCUGUGUCCGCUGGGUUACGGGGAUCCCAGCUGUGAAUCCCAGGUCUCGUACCAGGGCGCCAACCCCAUGUUCUUCGGGAACGGAUAUCUCUUCUACGGUCAUCAGAUCACUCACGCAGCGACGGGGAGCAACACGUGGCUGUCUCUUCGUUUCCGGACCUUCGCCGAUGGGCUGUUGCUCUGGCUCGGCGAUUCUCAGAGCCUCGUGGCUUCCGAGUUCCUUUCCGUGUCGAUCGAAGGAGGUUUGCUUCAUCUUCGGUACGAUCUCGGGUCGGGAGAAGCCGACAUCGUGGCCAACGGGAGCCGAGUGGACGACGGGCAUUGGCAUACCGUUCGUGUCAUCAGGACGCAAAGGGAAGGAUCGCUGAUCGUCGACGACGUCAGUCCCAUCUUCACGGGAGCUUCACCGGGCUGGCAUCAGAAACUCGAUACGCAGGGUGGCCUUCACAUCGGUGGCGUCCAGCACGACGGCGAGGCCCCGAUGCACCGCUUCAAGGCCGGGAUCACCGGCUGCAUCGCGGACCUCAAGAUCUCCCCCGACGUCACGCUGCACUCGAUCGACGAUGCCACGUCUGGGGUGAACGUGGAUCUCUGCGUCUGAGAGGGUUCGGCCGACUCACGUAUCUGUGAUGAUUUGUACCAUAUGCGAAAUGAGAGCAAUUUUCUCCCCCGUGCUUUCCACGUGUGGCUCGUAUGUCCUCAUCGAAUUGGAGUUCGUCGUGUUCACAAGUCCACUGGCCUCGUGCGAGGCCGUGCACUCCGUAGCCGGUCCGAGCCACUCGGAGCUAUAUAUUGUAUGCCUUUUCCCCCCUACCCGCUCGCAAGGAUUUAACACUCCUACCGAAUGUACCCAUUGAAUCGUUGUUUUUUUUUUUAAUACUAACAAACGGAAAUGAGUCUCUCGAUUGAUCGUUCUGCAGUCUAUGAGCACGUUCGGCCACGUGCUGCACCGGUGCACGGGCAUAGAAACGUUCUGGAGAGGGGAGAAGGGGCAAAAGUGACUUUCGAGUAACCUCGAUUGGGAGAGGGGAGUACUUGGCAGAUGUACAUGGAAUAUAUAUGUUCUAGACGGAGAUGCAUCAUGAAAAAUGUGAAAUCAGACAAAAAAUACCUACUUUUUCCCACCUUUCCCCUACCUAUUAAAGUGGAGAGCAUUUUUCCCCUUCUCUCCCUGCCCCAAACAUUUGCUACGCCCUUACACCGGUGUCGAUGGGGAAGCGAGAGAUUGAAUUUUUUUGUUGUUGAAAAUACUAGCAAAGCACAAUCUUGAUCGAAUUCAGUAUCCCAGCUUCCACGCGGUUCGCUUUAACGUUUCCGGGAGAUCGUGAUCAUUUAACGUUCUCAGCGUCGGUGCAAUAAGGAUUUUCACUUCUCGAAAAAUCAAAAUCUCAUCAGCCGGAUCACUUUUUUUUCUUUCCUGCAUGCUCUUUUUUCGUGCAGCAGAUUUGGACAUAUCACAAGAGCCAUAUGAGAAUGCAUUGCACUGUUAGUUCUAGUCAAGAACCUCCUCCCCGUUUUUCACUUUAUCGUGGGUCUGUGCGAAUGAGUAGAGGCUGAAGUGUCCUUACCGAUUGGCCUCUGGCAUCUGGAUUCCCCUUGGUAGUUUCCCUCUCGAUCGCAAUCGCAUUGACGUUUCACCUUUUUUUUUAACUAUCGGGAUGAGUGUGUGUCUCCGUUUCAUGCUGUUAUGCAGCUAUCACCGAGGGGUGUCGCCGCGGGGGUCGGGGGACGAGACGUGUCCCAUGCAUUUCAUCGAAUGUUUAAAGAUAUAAGUUGGAAAGGGAAAGGGUUGUGAGUGCUGAUUUAAGUAAGUAAGGAAACGAUUACUAUUAAGGAUAUUUAAUAAAGAAAUUAGAGACCACGAGAUUCCGUGUCGAAGAAAGUCAUGAGAUUUCCACGUGAGUACAGAAAAAAUGUUUGGUGUGUGCAUGGGUUUGCAGUCCCCCGUCUCUUGAACCUUGGCGACGCUCCUGCCUCACCAGUGACCCCUUGGAAAAAUAAAAGUGGGAUUCUAGUCAUUACCUGG